This is a messenger RNA of Dentiscutata erythropus, 2217 nucleotides long. Lineage: Eukaryota; Fungi; Glomeromycota; Glomeromycetes; Diversisporales; Gigasporaceae. The record is from the annotation of a GenBank genome assembly.
CAUACUUUCUAUAAAGAGAAAGAGUUGGAUAUUUUAAUAAUAGAUUCUGAAGAAAUGGGAUCUACGGCAGCAAAGUAUAUCUCAAGACAUACAGAUUUUGAUAAAAAAAUAACGCUUCUUGGUUUUAUGUGCUCUCAAAUCCUAAUUGUUAAUACUAAAGAACUUACAAGAGAUAUUUCAGAUACUCUGGAGGUUUCUUCAUAUCAUCUAGAAGCUUUAAAUAAUAGAAAAUUUAAUAAACCAAAAGUUAGUUUUGUUUUACGAGAUAUGAUAAAUGCUAAAACAGCCCAACAACCAGCAUUUAAAGAUAUUUGUGAAGGUUUAAAAAAGAUGUUUUAUGAAAUUCUGGGUUGUUUUAAUAUAGAUAAUUUUAUGAUUGUAGAAGAACAGGAUAUUUAUUUAUUAAAGAAUGCAUUUACUUGUUUUUUUGAUGAUUUUUACUCAAAAUCAACUAUAGACAGUGAAAACUUUCAUUAUCCCUCUUGGAGUGCAAUGAAAAGACUGGCUUGCAGUUACUAUGAAACUACAAUAAAGUUUUAUAAAGAAAAUGAAUUAAAAUUGAUAGAAGAACAAACAAGUAAAGGACAAUGGAAUGAAAACAAUAAUAUAGACUUUGAAAAUUAUCUUACUCAAGAAACAAAAAUGCGAUGUGCUGAAGUGAUUGCUGAUUUUAAAGAAAAAAUUUCUAAUCAAUAUGAUGCACAAAUAAUCGAUGAAGGUGAAACCUAUAUAAAAUUAGCAUUUGCUGCUAAAAAACUAGACCUUAAAGCAAUAUAUGAAAAAAGACAACGGCAAUCUAAAGAAUCUUGGCUAAUAAAACUAGCACAAAUUCGAAUUGAAAGGAUAGAAAAAGAUAUAGAAAAUUUUAUGCACACAAUGACAAAGGAAGUAAAAGAGCUAAAACAACAUGUAGUCAACUCUUUUAAUCAGGCUAUAGAAGAUGGAUGCACUGCAAGUAACAAUAAGAGCAAUUCAGAGAAUAACAGAAUAUUUUGGAAUAAAGCCACAAUGCCAGCAACUUUAAACAAAAUAUUUUUAGAUAAUAUCGAUAAGCAAAUUAUUGAUAGUAUUAAAAUAACUACAAAGAGUUCUCUUUUUAAACAAUAUUUACGCUUCAAAGUUUUUACUGCAUUAGAAGAUAGUACUGCGAAAUGGAAAGCUUCACAACAAAAUAAUCUCAAUGAACUUCGUGAAAAUUUAUUAAAAUAUUUUAAUGAUAUAUUAAGUAAUACCUCUUAUAAAAAUAUUUCUGCACAUUUUAUCAAAUAUGUUGAUAAAGCAGUCGAAAAACAGCUGGUUAUCCAAGAAGAAUAUAUAUCAAAAAGCUUUGGUAAAUAUGAUGUUGAAAAAACUCGUAAAUAUAUUCAUAAUCCAACAUCAUUUAUGAAAGAAUUAUUUGAAAAUGAUAUUGAAAUUGUUAAAGGUAUAAAAGUUGAAGAAAGAUUAGAAAAAAUAGAAAAGGAGAUUAAAGAUGCAUUAGAAAAACUUGGUGUAAUCAUAUUAACUUGUCAGCAAAAUUUUUCAGAGUCUGAUAAGAAUUUACCCCUUGAAGAAAUUAUCUUGAAUAAAGAAAUGGUCAAAAAUGAGACUAAAGAUAUGAAAUUGAAUCAGCGUAUAUUUGUAUCUUCAAAUGAGACUAUAUGCCCAGAAAAUUCAAUAGAGGAUGCAAUAUGUGUUCUUGGAAAAUAUCGUAUAGAUAAUUCUAAGGCAUCGUAUUGGAAUAAAGUUAAAGGAUGUCGAUAUAGAUGUCCAUAUUGCGGGUCAAAAUGCGAAUUAGAAGAACAUAAGCCCAAUACAAAUCAUAGAGCAUCAUUUCACUUCAUGACUUGUUUUGGUGGCGUUCAUAAAAUUGAAACACGACAUGCAAAUUUAACAAUAUGUAACGAGCCUGGCCAUUUUAAUCAAAAUUAUCGUGAGGGAGAUAAUGAUGAAAUCGUGCUUCCAUUUGAAGAACAUAUAAAAAAGCAUCAUCUAGAGUGGUGGCCACUUUUAGAACGAAAACAGCCUGACGAUGAUCAAAUAAAGCAAGUUAGAGUAAUGUGGAUUCAUUUAAAGGAUGAAAUAUGUAGUAAAUUUAACAUAGUAGAUGUGACCCCUGAAAGUUGUCUUGUCAAUCCACUUAAGACAUCAGCUUCACUUUAUUUGACAUCAUCUUCACUUUAUUUAUUUGAUACAAUAAAUUCCAAUACUUCAAAUCAACUCGCUAACGAAGGUUAA